This is a messenger RNA of Talpa occidentalis (Iberian mole), 2648 nucleotides long. RefSeq names its product protocadherin alpha-3-like. Lineage: Eukaryota; Metazoa; Chordata; Mammalia; Eulipotyphla; Talpidae. The record is from RefSeq and is a predicted model, not a curated record. Gene Ontology annotation, biological process: homophilic cell-cell adhesion. The coding region runs from base 102 to 2648 and encodes 848 amino acids. The transcript has a single exon. Gene Ontology annotation, molecular function: calcium ion binding. Gene Ontology annotation, cellular component: plasma membrane.
CAAGGUCUUUCACUACAAAAGAAACCAAGCUUUCAUUACGUACCCAGAUGCUGCUUUUCCUCACAGUCUCUGAAUACGAGCACGGCAGGAUUGUUUAAGAAAUGAAGAAUAAGGAAUUGAAAUUAUUUUUUAAAUAUUGGAUGGAUGCAAGAGAGAGUCAAUAUUUGGGAAAGGCUUGCGCAAUGGCAUUUUCCUGGAGAGAGAGUCUAGAAGUCCGGCGUCUAUUGCUUUGGCUUCUGUUCCUCACAACCUGGGAGGCUGGGAGCGGCCAGGUCCGCUACUCGGUCCCCGAGGAGGCCAAACACGGCACCUUCGUGGGCCGCAUCGCCCAGGACCUGGGGCUGGAGCUGGCCGAGCUGGUGCCCCGCCUGUUCCGCCUGGCGUCCAAGGGCCGCGGGGACCUUCUGGAGGUAAACCUGCAGAAUGGCAUUCUGUUUGUGAAUUCUCGGAUCGACCGCGAGGAGCUGUGCGGGCGGAGCGCGGAGUGCAGCCUGCACCUGGAGGUGAUCGUGGACAGGCCGCUGCAGGUGUUCCACGUGGAGGUGGAGGUGAGGGACAUUAACGACAACCCGCCGGUAUUUCCAAUGACAGUGAAAAAACUGUUUGUUUACGAAUCCCGGCCGCCUGGUUCUCGGGUUCCGCUAGAGGGCGCGUCAGACUCAGAUAUAGGAGCGAACUCGCAGUUGACCUACAGCCUUAACUCCAACGACUAUUUUACCCUGGCUGUUAAAAGAAGUGAUGAGGAGAUUAAAUCUCUCGGACUGGUGUUGAAAAAAUUUUUAAAUCGCGAGGACACUCCGGAGCAUCACUUACUAAUAACGGCGGUUGAUGGUGGGAAACCGGAGCUCACUGGCACUACUCAGCUGAAAAUCACAGUUCUAGAUGUGAACGACAAUGCCCCAGAGUUUGAAAGGACGGUUUACAAGGUUAGAUUAUUCGAAAAUGCACCAAACGGUACCGUGGUUGUGGUUGUUAACGCCUCUGACUUGGAUGAAGGACCAAAUAAAGACAUUGUAUAUUCCUUCAAUGCAGAUAUGCCUGCAGAUACUUUGUCAAAAUUCCACUUAGACCCUGUUAACGGGUACAUAAAUGUGAAGGGUAAUAUAGACUUCGAGGACACUAAGUUAUAUGAGAUCCAGGUAGAUGCGACAGAUAAAGGAAUUCCCCCAAUGGUAGGUCAUUGUACGGUCCUAGUGGAAAUUUUGGACACCAAUGAUAACAUACCUGAGUUGGUUAUUAAAUCAUUGUCAUUACCUGUAUUAGAAGAUGCUCCACUGGGCACUGUCAUCGCCCUGAUCAGCGUGUCCGACCGCGACUCCGGUGUCAACGGGCAGGUGACCUGCAGCCUGACACCCAGUGUCCCCUUCAAGCUGGUGUCCACCUUCAGGAACUACUAUUCGCUGGUGCUGGACAGCGCCCUGGACCGCGAGAGCGUGCCGAGCUACGGGGUGGUGGUGACCGCGCGCGACGGGGGCUCGCCUCCGCUGUCGGCCACGGCCAGCGUGUGGGUGGAGGUGGCCGACGUGAACGACAACGCGCCCGCGUUCGCGCAGCCCGAGCACACGGUGUUCGUGAGGGAGAACAACGCGCCCGGCCGCCACAUCUGCACGCUGUCGGCGCGCGACCCCGACGCGCAGGAGAACGCGCGGGUGUCCUACUCGCUGGUGGAGCGGCGGGUGGGCGAGCGCGCGCUGUCGAGCUACGUGUCGGUGCACGCGGAGAGCGGCCGGGUGUUCGCGCUGCAGCCGCUGGACCACGAGGAGCUGGAGCUGCUGCAGUUCCAGGUGAGCGCGCGCGACGCGGGCGUGCCGCCUCUGGGCAGCAACGUGACGCUGCAGGUGUUCGUGCUGGACGAGAACGACAACGCGCCCGCGCUGCUGCCGGGCGGCGCGGGCGAGCUGGUGCCGCGCUCGCUGGGCGCGGGCCACGUGGUGGCCAAGGUGCGCGCGGUGGACGCGGACUCGGGCUACAACGCGUGGCUGUCGUACGAGCUGCUGCAGCCGGCGGCGGCGGCGGCGGCGGGCGGCGCGCGCGGCCCGUUCCGCGUGGGGCUGUACACGGGCGAGAUCAGCACGACGCGCGCCCUGGACGAGGCGGACGCGCCGCGCCAGCGCCUGCUGGUGCUGGUGAAGGACCACGGCGAGCCGGCGCUCACGGCCACGGCCACGGUGCUGCUGUCGCUGGUGGAGAGCGGGCUGGCGCCCCGCGCGUCGUCGCGCGCGCCCGAGGGCGCGGCGGGCGCGCCGACGGCGCUGCUGGACGUGAACGUGUACCUGAUCGUCGCCAUCUGCGCCGUGUCCAGCCUGCUGGUGCUGACGCUGCUGCUGUACGUGGCGCUGCGCUGCGCGGCGCCGCCGGGCGAGGGCGAGGGCGCGGGCGCGGCCGGGAAGCCGGCGCUGGUGUGCGCCAGCGCGGUGGGGAGCUGGUCGUGCUCGCAGCAGCGGCGGCAGAGGGUGUGCUCCGGGGAGGGCCCGCCCAAGACCGACCUCAUGGCCUUCAGCCCCAGCCUUCCUCCUGGUCCAGUUAAUGGGGAUAGAGAAGAGCAGCUGGGUGUGGAUGUUGAUCUUUCCGCCAAAGUAAGUAAUUUCUUUAUUCUUUCAAAAAUGACUUUAUUCCUCCACGUUUCUACUCCUUUGGAAACAUUUUAA